AUGUCGACUCCAACUCACAUCUACAAAAUUGUAUCCUCAUCGACACCUCCUCCUGUACCCCUCCCGGAAGCCCUCCCUGUCAGUGAACUCGAUCAAAACGAUGGAUUCAUCCACCUUUCGACCGAAAAACAGCUUCCGGGCACCCUCAAGCGCUUCUUUCAAAGCGACGGCCUCGUCUAUAUUUUGAGGAUCGAUUACAGGAAGGUGGAGAAGAAUAUUAAAUGGGAGAAUGGGAAAGGAACUGCUCCUGGAGGUAUUGGCGAAGAGGGCAUAUUUCCGCAUCUCUAUAAUGGGCUUCAUGUUGGAAGAGAAGAGAUCGAGAGUUUCAAGCAAUGGGAAAAGGACUCUCAGGACAGUUGGGAUACUGCAAUAGCCAAGGCAAGGGCAGAUGGGUGGUUUGUUUAUUGA
Molecule: messenger RNA, 408 nt
Organism: Cyclocybe aegerita
Lineage: Eukaryota; Fungi; Basidiomycota; Agaricomycetes; Agaricales; Hemipholiotaceae
Source: the annotation of a GenBank genome assembly